AUGUAUAAGGCAGACAUCCUGCCGACGCUGUUGUAUGGAGCGGAGACCUGGACGGUGCACAGGAAACAGGCGCAGACUCUAGCACUUCCACCUCAGCUGCCUUCGACAGAUAUCGAAGCUGAGGUGGCAGGACCGGAUCCCCGACACGCACUUACUGGAGCGGACGGGAAUCCUCAGCAUCCACGCCACGAUGAGACAACUACAACUGCGUUGGGCAACGGGCGACUACCCAGCCGACUCUUCUACGGAGAUGUCGCCAAGGGUUCCCGCCGACAAGGAGGCCAAGUCCGGCGAUACAAGGACACUGAUGACUUCCUUGAAGCGUCUGCAGAUCAACCCUGCAAACUGGGAAGACCUCACCAGAGACCAACCGACCAGGAGGACAGUGGAGACAGACGCAGCAAUUUACGAAGCCAACCGAGUCACUUUCACCAAAGCCAAACACGAGGCUCGGAAAUCCCAAUUGCGUCCACCUCGCAACACCAACGCUCAACCAGUCCGACCUGCCCACACUGUCAGCGGACGUUCCAGGCAACAAUCGGCCUGGUAUGA
Messenger RNA from Spirometra erinaceieuropaei, 552 nucleotides. The record is from the annotation of a GenBank genome assembly. Lineage: Eukaryota; Metazoa; Platyhelminthes; Cestoda; Diphyllobothriidea; Diphyllobothriidae.